AUGAGUAGUGGUGUUGUAGACAAAAAGAACAAAAAGGAAGAUGAAGAUGUUGUGAUGGAAGGUGGUGAAUCUACAGCUGGUUUGCCUUCACAAAACCAGCAUGUUAAAACAGAAGAAGAAGAAGAAGAAGAAGAAGAAGAAGAACUAGAUAAAGAAAAAAUUAGAAUUUUACCUCAAGCUACCUCAGAGGAUGGUACAUCUGCAUCAUUCCAGAUUUCUAAUGAAGAUCAUACAUUAGGUAAUGCUUUACGUUAUAUGAUUAUGAAGAAUCCUGAAGUCGAGUUUUGUGGUUAUUCUAUACCACAUCCAUCUGAAGACUUUUUAAAUCUUAGAAUCCAAACAUAUGGUGAUAUCACUGCUGUUGAUGCUUUAAAAAAAGGGUUGCAAGAUUUAAUGGAUUUAUGUGAUGUUGUAGAAGAAAAAUUCACACAAAGAAUAAGAGAGAUAUCUAAUUAUAAUCAUCGUGGUGGUGAUUUCCGUGGUGGUAGGGCCUCUGACGCUAAUUCCUAUAAUCACCGUGGCAAGGGUUUCGGUGGUGGCCGUGGUGACUACAAUUCUAGAUCGUCCAAUUUAUCUAAACCACAAGAAUUGGUAAAACCAAAUUGGGACGUUGAAUUACCAAACUUACCAACAUUUGAAAAAAAUUUCUAUGUUGAACAUGAGUCCGUUAGAAAUAGAUCAGACAAAGAAAUCGAACAAUUUAGAAAAGAAAAUGAAAUGACUGUAUCCGGUUCUAAUAUUCCUAAACCAAUUACAUCCUUUGAUGAAGCUGGAUUCCCAGAUUAUGUGUUAAAAGAAGUUAAAGCUGAAGGUUUUGAAAAACCUACCGGUAUUCAAUGUCAAGGUUGGCCAAUGGCUUUGUCUGGUAGAGAUAUGAUCGGUAUUGCUGCUACUGGGUCCGGUAAGACUCUAUCCUACUGUUUACCAGGUAUUGUUCAUAUUAAUGCGCAACCUCUAUUACAGCCAGGUGAUGGUCCAAUUGUUUUAGUCUUGGCUCCAACCAGAGAGUUAGCUGUUCAAAUUCAAAAGGAAUGUUCCAAAUUUGGUCACAGUUCUCGUAUCAGAAACACUUGUGUUUAUGGUGGUGUUCCUCGUGGUCAACAAAUAAGAGAUUUACAUCGUGGUGCUGAAAUCGUAAUUGCCACUCCAGGUAGAUUAAUCGAUAUGUUAGAAUUAGGUAAGACUAAUUUGAAGAGAGUUACCUAUUUAGUUCUUGAUGAAGCUGAUAGAAUGUUGGAUAUGGGGUUCGAGCCACAAAUUAGAAAGAUUGUCGACCAAAUUAGGCCUGAUAGACAAACUUUAAUGUGGUCUGCUACCUGGCCAAAAGAAGUUAAGCAAUUAGCUGCUGAUUAUUUGAGUAAUCCAAUCCAAGUUCAAAUUGGAUCUUUAGAGUUAGCUGCAUCCCAUAAUAUUACUCAAUUAGUUGAAGUGGUUACUGAUUUUGAAAAGAGAGAUCGUCUAGUUAAGCAUUUGGAGACUGCGUCACAAGAUAAGGAAUCUAAGAUUUUAGUUUUUGCAUCUACCAAGAGAACCUGUGACGAUAUUACCAAAUAUUUAAGAGAAGAUGGUUGGCCAGCUUUAGCUAUUCAUGGUGAUAAAGAUCAAAGAGAGCGUGACUGGGUUUUGAACGAAUUUAGAUCCGGAAGAUCUCCAAUUAUGGUUGCCACUGAUGUUGCAGCUAGAGGUAUUGAUGUCAAAGGUAUUAAUUUCGUUAUUAAUUAUGAUAUGCCAGGUAACAUUGAAGAUUAUGUUCAUAGAAUUGGUAGAACUGGUAGAGCUGGUGCUAAAGGUACUGCUAUUUCUUUCUUCACAGAAGAAAACAAAUCACUUGGUGCUCCAUUAAUUUCUAUCAUGAGAGAAGCCAAACAAAAUGUUCCAGAGGAUUUAUUGAAAUAUGAUAGGAGACCAAGAGGUCCACAUCCAAGAUAUGGUGGCCGUGGUUACAGUAAUGGUGGUUAUCGUAGAGGUAACUAUGGUGGCCGUGGCGGUUAUGGUGGUUAUAGACAAAGAGAUUCUGGUUGGGCUGGCAGACGUUAA
Molecule: messenger RNA, 2037 nt
Organism: Arxiozyma heterogenica
Lineage: Eukaryota; Fungi; Ascomycota; Saccharomycetes; Saccharomycetales; Saccharomycetaceae
Gene: DBP2
Product: DEAD-box ATP-dependent RNA helicase DBP2
Exons: 3
Coding region: 1-2037 (678 amino acids)
Biological process (GO): DNA-templated transcription; rRNA processing
Cellular component (GO): nucleus; cytoplasm; ribonucleoprotein complex
Molecular function (GO): protein dimerization activity; ATP binding; RNA binding
Source: RefSeq, a predicted model, not a curated record